Messenger RNA from Pelagomonas calceolata, 1976 nucleotides. The record is from the annotation of a GenBank genome assembly. Lineage: Eukaryota; Pelagophyceae; Pelagomonadales; Pelagomonadaceae.
CAGAGCUGCAGAGAGGGGCUGCACAGGAGGGCAAAAGCGCUGCAGUCUCGCCAACUAGUGCGAGCUGAGCGCUGCCGCUUCGCGUACGUGCAGUACUCGCGCUGCAUGCGCGGGUUACUGUUUGCAACAAUUCUGCUGCGACGCGCGAACGGUUUGCUGCAACAGACUCUGAGACCAGUGCUGCUGCAGAGCAGGCAGCCGACGCGACGACUACGACCAGCGGUGCUCAGCAGGUAAGGACGCCUCCCCCGAAGAAGCAACAACACACACAAAGCAAAGCAACCGCAGUGAAGAACGUUUCUCUCUCACGCCCCGGAGUCGCAUCCGGAGCACCAAAGCUGGGGAAAUUAACCUCCUACUCAAUCUCGAGCGGUCCCACACACGCGACGCAACGCCGACGCGCGACUUUACGCCGCAAAACCCUCACUUACAUAGGCUCGCGAUGACGACCGGAACCCCAGAACAGGCCACCGCGAAAGAACUAAAAAAACAACUGCGACGGUUGAAGCACGUCGGCAACGGUUCCUCAUCAGAAGCGGCUGCAUUGGAAGAGCGGUUACGGGCGAGAGAAACCUGGGAGAAGGAUGUGGCACAGGUCAAGGGUUCCAUUACCGAGAAGUCAAAACUCUUACCAAAUGCCGAUGUGUCAAAGGAGAUCGCUGAAUUGCAAUCUAGAUAUAAGGCACUCACAGGCGAAAGUGAAGACUACAAGGCCGGCAAGAAGCGCAAGGCGCCGAGCCAAGAAGUCGUCGACCCGAUGCAAGCGCCGCCUGACGCUUCGACCUUCGAACCGUGGGCGCCUCGAAGCCACUUCCGCUUCGAGGUCUUACAUGAAUCCAAAAAACCAGGAUCGAGGGCAAGGGUGGGCCGCAUCCACACCCCUCAUGGAGUGAUUGACACGCCGUGCUUCGUUCCCGUCGGGACGAACGGAGCGCUCAAGGCGGUGAGCUCGGAACAAGCGAAUGAUGCGGACGUGCAGCUCAUGUUCUGCAACACGUAUCACUUGUUGGUGCAUCCCGGGACCGAGGUUGUAUCAAGUGCGGGCGGUCUGCACAAAUUUAUGCGACGGGAUCGACCUCUGAUUACCGAUUCAGGCGGGUUCCAGGUUUUUUCGUUAGCUGAUGCGGAUAGUGACGACGACGGCCCCGAGCUGAAACAGAAGAGGGUAAGGAGGAAGAAAGAUGCUCAAGAGACGCAGCACGGCAAAUUGUGUAGUGUGACGGAGCAAGGCGUGGUCUUCAAAUCUUAUAGGGACGGUGCGGUUAUUGAACUGACGCCAGAAAGCAGCGUGCAAGCGCAAAAAAAGUUCGGCGCGGACAUUAUCAUACCUCUAGACGAACUGCCGCCGUACCACGUCACGCGGGAUCGCCUGGAGAAGUCCGUCCAACUAAGUCAUAGAUGGAUGGCUCGUAGUCUGCGAGAGCAUUUGUCGAAUGUGAAUGACCAGGCCAUGUACGCCGUCGUGCAUGGUGGUGUGGAUAGGGAGUUGCGGACGAGAUCCGUAGAAUACCUGUCCUCACUACCUUUCGACGGCAUGGCGGUUGGUGGCUCGCUGGGGAAAGAUCGCCAGGAGAUGCUGGACAUGUUAUCUUGGUUGAUGCCUUUGUUGCCACGCAACAAGCCGAACCACCUACUGGGCAUCGCGGACCCCGAGUCCUGCGCUUCGGUCGUACCGCUGGGCGUCGACACGAUGGACUCGUGCAAUCCCACGCGCGUCGCGAGGCACGGCACUCUAUUGACGACGCAGGGUGACGUGCGCAUUUCCGCCACAAAGUACCAGAACGACCACACGCCGAUCGACCCGCACAUGGAGUCGAUCCCCUACACGCGCGCGUACCUGCACCACCUCUUCAAGCAGAACGAGCCCCUCGCGCUGACGCUCGCGUCGCUGCACAACAUCUACUACAUGAACCAUCUGAUGCGGGAGCUCCGGGGGCGGAUCCUGCGGGACGAGAUUUAAAGUUUACUGACUCUUA